UCGAUAAAAGAAAAGAGGAUGAGCUGCAAUGGAUGCCGUGUGCUACGAAAAGGGUGCAGCGAAGAGUGCAUGCUACGACAUUGCCUGGUGUGGAUACAGGACAAUCCACGAGCACAGGGUUACGCCACCCUCUUCGUCGCCAAGUUCUUCGGCCGCGCCAACCUCAUGUCUUUCCUUUCCUCCGUUCCCACCAACCACAGAUCCGCAUUGUUUCAGUCACUUCUAUAUGAGGCAGUGGGUCGUACCAUAAAUCCGGUGAGUGGGGCAGUGGGGCUGCUCUCGACAGGCAACUGGCAUCUCUGCCAGUCCGCGGUGGACAAAGUGCUGCGAGGGGGCGGCGCCGCCUUGACGGAAAGUAGUGAUCAUUUGAAAGAAGCAGAAUCAGAAGAGAGAAUUGAAUCAAAGAAGCAACCACCCAGCAACACAACAACUACUCAUCAUUGGCCUUCUCAAACGACUGAUACCAAGCUGCUUACGCUUUUCUUAUGACCUUCAAUUUUCUUAUUUGCUACCAACAUGCUUAAUGCCUUUAAUUAACAACUUAUCACUAAUCUAUAUAUAACCAAUAAAUGAACUUAUAUUCAUCAUCAA
Molecule: messenger RNA, 591 nt
Organism: Arachis duranensis
Lineage: Eukaryota; Viridiplantae; Streptophyta; Magnoliopsida; Fabales; Fabaceae
Product: LOB domain-containing protein 38
Exons: 2
Coding region: 19-489 (156 amino acids)
Biological process (GO): regulation of gene expression
Source: RefSeq, a predicted model, not a curated record